GAGAGUGCGCGCGGCGGAGCGCCGAGACACAAAACGAUCCGUCACACCGACACACCGCUGCUUCAACAGGACUCUUACUUACUUACUAUCCUUUUUUUAUUACUAUUAUCAUUGUCGGCUAUACCAUGGACUUACCGUGUAGCGCUAACUAUCCGGACUGUGUCUCCCCCUGACCUGAGCGGUGCUCCGUCCCCGGUUCUGACCCAGUUCUCCAUCCGCAGGAGGGAAAAGUUCAGCUGCUGGGACUUUGGGUUAGCAGGUAACCGGCAUCCCGCGGGCGCGUGCGCUGCAAAGGCAUCUGUUAGCAGAGCGAGGUGGACGUAAAGGCUGAGGAACAAUGUCAGACAAGAUGUCUAGUUUCCUCCAUAUUGGGGACAUCUGCUCCCUGUAUGCAGAGGGCUCCACCAAUGGUUUCAUCAGCACCCUGGGCCUAGUGGAUGACCGAUGUGUUGUUCAACCAGAAGCCGGAGACCUUAACAGCCCGCCUAAGAAGUUCCGCGACUGUCUCUUCAAGCUGUGUCCUAUGAAUAGAUACUCAGCACAGAAACAGUUCUGGAAAGCAGCAAAACCUGGUGGCAACAGCACUACAGACACAGUACUUCUCAACAAACUCCAUCAUGCAGCAGAUCUGGAGAAGAAGCAGAAUGAAUCUGAGAACAGGAAGUUGCUGGGGUCGGUGAUUCAGUACGGCAACGUCAUUCAGUUGCUGCAUCUGAAAAGCAAUAAGUACUUGACAGUAAAUAAGCGCUUACCUGCCCUGUUGGAGAAAAACGCCAUGCGUGUCACUCUGGACUCAGCUGGAAACGAGGGCUCCUGGUUCUACAUCCAGCCUUUCUACAAACUCCGAUCUAUAGGAGACAGUGUUGUGAUCGGAGACAAAGUGGUAUUGAACCCUGUAAAUGCUGGACAGCCUCUCCAUGCCAGCAGCCAUCAGCUGGUGGACAAUCCCGGGUGCAAUGAGGUGAAUUCAGUAAACUGCAACACUAGCUGGAAAAUAGUUUUGUUUAUGAAAUGGAGUGAUAACAAGGAGGUCAUUCUGAAAGGGGGGGAUGUAGUGCGACUCUUUCAUGCCGAACAGGAGAAGUUCCUAACGUGUGAUGACUACAGGAAGAAGCACUACGUCUUUCUGAGAACCACCGGACGCCAGUCUGCCACCUCGGCCACCAGCAGCAAGGCACUGUGGGAAGUGGAGGUGGUUCAGCAUGACCCAUGUCGAGGUGGUGCUGGUUACUGGAACAGCCUGUUCAGGUUUAAGCACUUAGCCACAGGACAUUACCUGGCUGCAGAGGCGAGCACUGAGGUGAAUCCCGAUUAUGAGGAAGAGUCUCAAGAGUCUCGUUCCUCAGCGGGUGAUUUUAUUCCCUUUAACUUCCAGCUGGACUUGGAGCACGAGGCGUUACGAGGUCGUCUGCGCACGCCCAACGAGAAGGUCAUGUACACCCUAAUUUCUGUCCCUGACGGCAAUGACAUCUCCUCCAUAUUUGAGCUGGACCCUACCACUCUUAGAGGAGGGGACUCCCAGGUGCCCAGGAACUCGUACGUGCGACUGCGGCACCUGUGCACAAACACAUGGGUCCACAGCACCAACAACCCCAUCGACAAAGAGGAAGAAAAACCGGUCAUGCUUCGGAUCGGCACGUCGGCUAUCAAAGAAGACAAGGAGGCCUUUGCUAUCGUGCCCGUCCCCCCCGCUGAGGUCAGAGACUUGGAUUUUGCCAAUGAUGCCAGUAAAGUGUUGGCGUCUAUCGCUGGUAAACUGGAGAAGGGCACAAUUACACAGAACGAAAGGAGGUUUGUGACCAAGCUUCUAGAGGAUUUGGUGUUCUUUGUAGUAGACAUCCCUAACAGUGGGCAAGAUGUGCUGGAGAUUAUGGUAAACAAGCCGAAUCGUGAACGCCAGAAACUUAUGCGGGAACAGAACAUUCUCAAACAGAUCUUUAAGCUCCUGCAGGCUCCGUUUACAGACAGUGGUGACGGGCCCAUGCUCCGUUUGGAGGAGCUUGGCGAUCAGAGACACGCCCCUUUUAGACACAUCUGUCGGCUAUGUUACAGAGUGCUCCGCCAUUCCCAGCAGGACUACAGGAAGAACCAGGAAUACAUUGCCAAACAAUUCCGGUUCAUGCAGAAGCAGAUCGGCUAUGACGUGCUGGCCGAGGACACCAUCACGGCGCUUCUACACAACAACCGCAAGCUGCUGGAGAAGCACAUCACCGCAGCUGAGAUUGACACCUUCGUCAGCCUUGUGAGAAAGAACCGUGAGCCUAGGUUUCUGGAUUACCUCUCUGAUCUGUGUGUGUCGAUGAACAAGUCCAUCCCAGUCACACAGGAGCUGAUUUGCAAUGCAGUGCUGGACCCUGCUAAUGCAGACAUCCUCAUAGAAACCAAACUCGUGUUGUCUCGGUUUGAGAUCGAUUCUCUGAAUGUUGGAGAGCCUCCUCUGGAGACGGAGGAAGAUGUGGAAGAGGUGUGGUUGUUUUGGAAAGACAGCGGGAAGGAAAUCCGCAGCAAGAGCAUUAGGGAGUUGGCACAGGAUGCCAAGGAAGGCCAGAAGGAAGACCAGGAGGUUGUCAGUUACUACAGGUACCAGCUAAACUUGUUCGCUCGCAUGUGCCUCGACCGCCAGUACUUGGCCAUCAACAAAAUCUCAGGUCAGCUGGAUGUGGACUUGAUCCUGCGCUGCAUGUCGGACGAGGACCUCCCGUACGACCUGCGUGCUUCCUUUUGCCGCCUCAUGCUGCACAUGCAUGUGGAUCGUGACCCCCAGGAGCCUGUUACACCUGUGAAAUACGCUCGCCUGUGGUCCGAGAUCCCCUCCAAGAUCGCCAUUGAUGAUUACGAUAAUGACGGCACUAGCAGAGAUGAAAUUAAGGAGCGUUUCGCUCUCACUAUGGAGUUUGUGGAGAAUUAUCUGAGAAUCGUGGUCUGUCAAAACAUUCCCUUUUCAGACAAGGAGAAAAACAAACUCACGUUCGAGGUCGUAAACCUGGCAAGGAACCUCAUCUACUUUGGCUUCUACAACUUCAGCGACCUUCUGCGGCUGACCAAGAUCCUGCUAGCCAUAUUAGACUGCGUGCAUGUCAGCACCAUUUAUCCCAUCAACAAAAUGGAGAAAGGCGACGAGAACAAAGCAGGUAGUAAUGUUAUGCGUUCUAUCCAUGGUGUUGGGGAACUGAUGACCCAGGUUGUGCUACGGGGGGGCGGAUUCUUGCCCUCUACCCCAACAACACCCCCUGACGGAGAGGUGGGCAAAACCCAGACCGAGCCUGAAAAGGAAGACAUUCUGGUAAUGGACACAAAGCUGAAAAUCAUCGAGAUCCUCCAGUUUAUCCUGAAUGUGCGCUUGGACUACAGGAUCUCCUGCCUGCUGUGCAUUUUUAAAAAAGAAUUUGACGGAAGCAAUGCUCAGACCGACACUCUGGCUAAUCCUAAUGCUAAUGGUAACACUAAUGCUAAUGCUACUACUACAGCUACCACUAAUGGGGAUGGUCCUAAUAGUAUACCAGCAUUAGAUUUUGAGAAAAUUGAAGAGCAGGCUGAGGGGAUUUUUGGUGCUAGCGACGAAAACACACCACUAGACCUAGAUGACCACGGAGGCAGAACGUUCCUGAGAGUUCUUCUGCACCUCACCAUGCAUGACUACCCUCCACUGGUGUCUGGGGCUUUACACCUACUUUUCAGACACUUCAGCCAGAGACAAGAAGUGCUCAUGGCUUUCAAACAGGUCCAGCUCCUAGUGACUAGUCAGGAUGUUGAUAACUACAAGCAGAUAAAGUCUGACCUAGACCAGCUGCGCUCCAUCGUGGAGAAGUCUGAGCUGUGGGUGUAUAAGCGCCAGGGGGACGAUGCGCUGGACGGAGGCGACGGUCCAGUUGAAUCCGACCUCAAAAAGAAGGGUGACUCAAGUGGCGUGGAGAAUAGUAAAACAGAAUGCACAAGCAGCUAUAAUUACAGGGUUGUCAAGGAGAUCCUGAUAAGGCUCAGCAAGUUGUGUGUUCACGAAGGAGCAUCGGGAAAGAAAAGUAAGAAACAGCAGCAGCGGCUGCUGAGGAACAUGGGAGCUCAUGCGGUGGUGCUUGAGCUACUUCAGAUCCCCUACGAGAAGGGUGAGGAUGUUAGAAUGCAGGAGAUCAUGAAGCUGGCUCAUGAGUUCCUCCAGAACUUCUGUGCUGGGAACCAACAGAAUCAAGCGCUGCUCCACAAGCACAUUAACCUCUUCCUCAAUCCAGGGAUUCUGGAGGCUGUCACCAUGCAGCACAUUUUCAUGAACAACUUCCAGCUAUGCAGUGAGAUCAAUGAUCGCGUGGUGCAGCACUUUGUGCACUGCAUCGAGACGCAUGGUCGCCAUGUCCAGUACCUCAAGUUCUUGCAGACCAUCGUCAAAGCCGAGAACAAGUUCAUCAAAAAGUGCCAGGAUAUUGUUAUGGCAGAGCUGGUGAACGCCGGAGAGGACGUGCUGGUGUUCUACAACGACAGAGCCUCGUUCCAGACACUGGUGCAGAUGAUGCGUUCAGAGCGAGACCGUAUGGACGAAAACAGCCCUCUUAUGUACCACAUCCACUUGGUCGAGCUGUUAGCUGUUUGCACCGAGGGCAAGAAUGUCUACACGGAGAUCAAGUGCAACUCGCUGCUGCCCCUGGACGACAUCGUCCGUGUCGUCACACAUGAGGACUGCAUCCCAGAGGUGAAGAUCGCAUAUAUCGACUUCCUAAACCACUGCUAUGUGGACACAGAAGUGGAGAUGAAGGAGAUCUACACAAGCAACCACAUGUGGAAGCUUUUUGAGAACUUUCUGGUUGAUAUAUGCAGGGUCUGCAACAACACGAGCGACCGCAAACAUGCUGACUCCAUGCUGGAGCGCUACGUCACCGAGACAGUCAUGAGUAUCGUCACCACUUUUUUCAGCUCCCCCUUUUCCGAUCAGAGCACUAGUUUACAGACCCGCCAGCCGGUCUUUGUGCAGCUGUUGCAGGGUGUUUUCAGGGUGUACCACUGUAGCUGGCUCAUGCCCACCCAGAAGGCAUCAGUGGAGAGCUGCAUCAAAGUCCUCUCUGACGUGGCCAAAAGUCGGGCGAUCGCCAUUCCGGUCGACCUGGACAGCCAGGUAAACAACCUGUUUGUAAAAUCUAACAACGUUGUACAGAAGACCAUCCUGAAUUGGAGGAUGUCUGCUCGGAACGCCUCCAGGCGAGACUCCACAGUCAGCGCGUCCAAAGACUACAGGAACAUUAUCGAGAGGCUGCAGGACAUUGUCUCUGCACUGGAGGACCGUUUAAGGCCCCUGGUGCAGGCUGAACUCUCAGUCCUGGUUGACGUCCUUCAUAGACCCGAGCUGCUCUUCCCCGAGAACACGGAGGCCCGGAAGAAGUGUGAGAGUGGAGGUUUCAUCUCUAAGUUAAUAAAACACACCAAGCAGCUGUUGGAGGAAAAUGAGGAGCGUUUGUGCAUUAAGGUUCUCCAAACUCUCAGGGAAAUGAUGACCAAAGACCGGGGUUAUGGAGAGAAGCUGAUUGCCUUUGACGAUGAGCUGGAUGUGGCUGAGCUGGUUCCCCCUCCGGAGCCAGAGAACUUUGCCGAGGACCUUGAUCCCAAUCAGCCCCAGAAGCAGUUGGAGGAUCAGAGACGGGGUGAAGCUUUAAGGCAAAUCCUUGUGAAUCGUUACUAUGGCAACUUUAAACCAGGAGGACGGAGGGACAGCCUGACCACUUUCAGCAAUGGACCCGUUGGCCCUGGGGCACAGAGUAAACCUCCCCCAGCGUCUUCUGGAUGUUCGGUGGGAGCCCGAGGCGAGCUGAGCCUGGCUGAGGUUCAGUGCCACCUGGACAGAGAGGGAGCGUCUGACCUGGUCAUCGACCUUAUCAUGAACGCCACCAGCGAUCGCAUCUUUCAGGAGAGCAUCCUGUUAGCCAUUGCCCUGCUCGAGGGAGGAAACCCUGUCAUACAGAGGUCGUUCUUUAUCAGGCUGACGAGGGACAACAAGUCGGAGAAGUUUUUUAAGGUGUUUUAUGAGCGGAUGAAGCUGGCACAGCAGGAGAUCAAAGCCACCGUGACGGUAAACACCAGCGAUUUGGGCAGCAAGCGCAAAGACGAGGACGCGAAUGACAAGGAGGCACCCAGCAAAAAGAAAGUAAAUGUCGCUGUGGUCACCGAAGAGGUACGCGAGCAGCUUCUGGAAGCUUCCACGGCCACAAAGAAGGCUUUCACCGCGUACCGACGGGAGGUAGACUCGGACGAACAUCUGGGUGGGGGCGAAGUCCAAACCAGCUCGGCAGAGAAGAAUCAGGACGAGAACGAGAUGAGUGUCACCAUCACCAUCAUGCAGCCCAUCCUGCGACUCAUGCAGCUGCUCUGCGAGAACCACAACCGCGAGCUGCAGAACUUCCUGCGCUGUCAGAACAACAAGAACAAUUACAACCUGGUGUGCGAGACGCUGCAGUUCCUUGACUGCAUCUGUGGCAGCACCACAGGAGGCCUGGGUCUGCUGGGGCUCUACAUUAAUGAGAAGAAUGUGGCUCUCAUCAACCAAACCGUGGAGAGCCUCACCGAGUACUGCCAGGGCCCCUGCCACGAGAACCAGAACUGCAUCGCAACUCAUGAGUGCAAUGGCAUUGACAUCAUUAUCGCACUUAUUUUAAACGACAUCAACCCUCUGGGCAAGAAGAGGAUGGACCUUGUGCUAGAACUGAAGAAUAACGCCUCCAAGUUGCUUCUGGCCAUCAUGGAGAGCCGUCACGACAGCGAGAACGCAGAGCGGAUCUUGUACAAUAUGAGGCCUAAAGAACUGGUGGAGGUGAUAAAGAAGGCGUACAUGCAAGGAGAGGUGGAAGUAGAGCACACCGAGGAGGACGGGGAGGGCGAGGAAGAGCACGCCGCCUCCCCGCGCAACGUCGGACACAACAUUUACAUCCUGGCCCAUCAGUUGGCCAGACAUAACAAGGAGCUUCAGGCCAUGCUGAAAGCAGGAGGAACGUACGGUGAGGGUGACGAAGCUCUGGAGUUUUAUGCCAAACACACCGCUCAAAUAGAGAUCGUGCGCCUGGACCGCACCAUGGAGCAGAUAGUCUUCCCCGUGCCCAACAUCUGCGAGUUCCUCACGCAGGAGUCUAAGCUGCGCGUGUACUACACAACAGAGCGCGACGAACAGGGCAGCAAAAUCAACGACUUCUUCCUGCGCUCUGAGGACCUCUUCAAUGAGAUGAACUGGCAGAAGAAACUGCGAGGUACUCAAGAGACCUCUGGUAGCGCAGACUCCGUGCCCUCUCAGCCAAUUCUCUACUGGUGCUCAAGAAACAUGUCUUUCUGGAGCAGCAUCUCCUUCAACCUAGCCGUCCUCAUGAACCUGCUCGUGGCCUUCUUUUACCCACUGGAGGGGGUCCGCGGAGGAACUCUCGAGCCUCAUCUCUCGGCGUUGUUGUGGGCGGCCAUGUUGGUUUCUCUGGCCAUUGUGAUUGUGCUGCCUCAGCCUCACGGGAUUCGAGCUCUGAUCGCGUCCACCAUCCUGCGACUCAUCUUCUCUGUGGGCCUUGAACCCACGCUCUUCCUGCUCGGAGCGUUCAACGUGUGCAAUAAGGUGAUCUUCCUGAUGAGUUUUGUGGGAAAUCGGGGGACGUUCACACGGGGUUAUAAAGCCAUGAUCCUGGACGUGGAGUUCCUGUACCAUCUCCUCUACCUCAUUAUCUGCAUCAUGGGUGUCUUCGUUCAUGUCUUCUUCUACAGCCUGUUGCUUUUCGAUCUGAUCUACCGGGAGGAAACUUUGCUGAACGUGAUCAAGAGUGUGACGAGGAACGGGCGCUCGAUCGUGCUCACCGCCGUGCUCGCCCUUAUCCUCGUCUAUCUGUUCUCCAUCGUGGGAUACAUCAUCUUCAAGGACGACUUCAUUCUGAAUGUGGACCGAAUUCCGAACAAAACUCUUGGUACGGACGGCAAGGACAAAAUAGAUGCUUACAUUAGAGUUACCGAACAAACCGCCACUGUGACGAGCGAGUUCCUGUCAGGUGGGGUGUGUCAAAAAGAAGGUAGUGGACCGAACUGUUCAGCGGAGGCCACGGUGGAAUCUGUGGCAGCAGUGGUGAUCGAGGAUAAAGAGCGAACGUGUGACUCUUUGCUCAUGUGCAUUGUGACCGUACUCAGCCAUGGCCUCCGGAGCGGCGGCGGAGUCGGAGACGUGUUACGAAAACCUUCUAAAGAGGAGCCUUUGUUUGCAGCCAGAGUGAUCUACGACCUGCUCUUCUUCUUCAUGGUCAUCAUCAUCGUCCUAAACCUGAUCUUCGGUGUCAUUAUCGACACCUUUGCCGAUCUAAGAAGUGAAAAGCAGAAGAAAGAGGAGGUCCUCAAGACCACCUGUUUCAUCUGUGGCUUGGAGAGGGACAAGUUCGACAACAAAACUGUGACAUUCGAGGAGCACAUCAAGGUCGAGCACAACAUGUGGCACUAUCUGUUCUUUAUUGUGCUUAUUAAAGUGAAGGACUCAACCGAGUACACAGGACCCGAGAGCUACGUAGCUGAGAUGAUCAGGGAGCACAACCUGGACUGGUUUCCUCGGAUGCGGGCGAUGUCGCUGGUGAGCAGUGAUGCGGAGGGCGAGCAGAACGAGAUCAGGAACCUGCAGGAGAAACUAGAGUCCACAAUGAAACUGGUCUCCAACCUGUCCGGUCAGCUCACGGAACUGAAAGAGCAGAUGACUGAACAGCGUAAGCAGAAGCAGAGGAUUGGACUCCUCGGACAUCCCCAACAUAUGAAUGUGAACCCUCAGCAGCCUGCCUGAGUUCCUGUGUGUGUGUGUGUGUGUGUGUGUGAGGAUCAGUUUCAGCAAAGGCCAUGAACUGCAACGCUACACAUCUGCCCUUAGAAGUAGACCUGCAAAACUCUCAGACUUGCACACACUCGACUAAUCUAAAUGAGGAGAAAAAAAAUGUUAAAAACGUAUAAACAUAAAA
This is a messenger RNA of Silurus meridionalis, 8933 nucleotides long. It is a transcript of the gene itpr1b, whose product is annotated as inositol 1,4,5-trisphosphate receptor, type 1b. Gene Ontology annotation, molecular function: inositol 1,4,5-trisphosphate-gated calcium channel activity; inositol 1,4,5 trisphosphate binding. The record is from RefSeq and is a predicted model, not a curated record. NCBI's taxonomy places the organism in Eukaryota, Metazoa, Chordata, Actinopteri, Siluriformes, Siluridae. Gene Ontology annotation, biological process: calcium ion transmembrane transport. The coding region runs from base 338 to 8761 and encodes 2807 amino acids. Gene Ontology annotation, cellular component: endoplasmic reticulum; membrane. The transcript is spliced from 62 exons.